GUUUGCUAUGGGCAUUCUGGACACAAUGCAAAAGAGAGUGUGGGUAUAGGUAUAGCGAUGUCAAUUAUUCGGUCCACUUUGACGCCGGUGGCUUUCUUCUUCUUCGCUCGCUCGCUCCCUUUUCUGGUUCUGGUUACUGGUUACUGAACGGACAAAGGGAUUUCAAGGAAAGAGUAGCCAAUGUCGGACAAAGGUGGAAAGGGUUUUACUUUGCCCAAUGGAAAAGGAGUGAAAUCCACUCCUCUCAACGAUGCUCCUCUCAAAGAUAGCUCAGCCAAGUCCAAGAAGGCAAGAAAUGUUCAGUUUUCUUCUCAAGGUUCAAAAUCUGAUAAGUCUGCUCCUGCUUCCAGCAAAGCUAAUUCGGGAAAGGGAGGAAAAGGAGACAGUGGAAUUGGAGGAAAGAAAGAACAAGAACCACUGCAGCUCAAAGUUGAGAAUGAACUGCCUAAGGGUGCCAAAUGUCUGAUGGAUUGUGAGGCUGCGGAUAUCUUGCAAGGAAUCCAGGAGCAGAUGGUCAUAUUGUCUAAAGAUCCUACAAUUAAACUCCCUGUAUCCUUCGAUAGGGGACUGCAGUACACCAAAAAAAGCACCCACUAUACAGAUCCUGAGUCUGUCAGACGAGUUCUUGAGAAUCUCAAAACAUAUGGUGUCACAGACGGCGAGAUAUGUGUGAUUGCCAAUGUGUAUCCAGAAACUGCCGAUGAAGUUUUUGCUCUACUCCCUUCCUUGAAGGCUAGGAGAAUCAUGCUCGACGACCCAGUCAAUGAUGUUUUGAGUGAGCUAGCUAAGCUUAAAAAGUCAGCAUAAUGUUUCUGAUUUUCUGUAUUAGGCUAGUAGAUGCAAUUGGAGCACUAAUAUGAGGGAUCCUGCUUUGUGGAGUUUCCAGGGUAGAUAGGCAGCAUGACCUACUCAUGCUUUUGUUAAGUUCCUAGUGGUCCUUUGAACUUUAUGGACCUUGGAAUUGGCGAUUUCUAUGAUUGUAAAUAAGAUUGUAAUUCGACUGGCUCCGAGUAGUUUGCUUUUAGCA
Rosa rugosa (rugosa rose) is the source of this 1027-nucleotide messenger RNA. RefSeq names its product DNA-directed RNA polymerases IV and V subunit 4-like. The record is from RefSeq and is a predicted model, not a curated record. Lineage: Eukaryota; Viridiplantae; Streptophyta; Magnoliopsida; Rosales; Rosaceae. Bases 181 to 807 code for a protein of 208 amino acids. The transcript is spliced from 11 exons. Gene Ontology annotation, biological process: DNA-templated transcription initiation. Gene Ontology annotation, molecular function: nucleotide binding. Gene Ontology annotation, cellular component: RNA polymerase complex.